AGUCAGUUCCUCCUUCCUUGCUUAAGAGAACAAAGAGUGGGCUCAUCCAUUUUAAGAUUUCUCCUUGAAAAUCACGUUUUAAAAUUUACUCUCGUGCUGAAGGGAGGAAGGCCUGCCUCCACCUCUGAUGACAAAUAUAAGUUAGGUUAACUUUACCUCCUACUGUUGAUGGUCAAGCAAACGUAGACACAGGCAUAACUUCAGAGUAACUUUUUGCUUCAUUCUUCCUUUUGGUACUAUUGAAAGUAUCAUGUGCUUCAUUCUGUGAAAAAUUGAAGAAAAUAUAAGUUCUCCCCCAAGGAAUUUAUAGUAUCUUAUGUUAGGAAAGUAUACGUAUACGCUGGCAAGGGUUGAAAACUACAAGUAGCAGAAGAGGGAUUAGAUUAUCAAGGAAGUCUCCAGAGAAGGAGGAGGUAACCAAGGAGACAAUUUUGGUUGCCCUUGAAGUCUGUGGGGCUGUGAAGGCAGACACCAUCGUUGUCCUAGGGCUCGGUUUAUGUCACAAUGACUGGCCAAAGGGAAAAGUGGGAUCUCUGGCCCCGGAGACCUAGCUGUCAACUAAGACAGGGAUAAGGAUGGGGACACAAAAGUGUGGGCCCCCACCGCUGUUCUGGACCUUGGCGUAUACUGGGACAGGGCUGGUCAUCAUCUAGGAGCUAUGAAACCCGUAGGAGCACACAGACAGAGCAGAGAUGCCGGGUGCCCGGCCUGUAAUAGGCGGGAAACAGCAAGUCCCCUGAUUUGGCUCUCACUGCAGUGGAUACCUGCCAGCCCGAGCUGGGCUGGGAACAUGCAGGUGAAGAAGAGCUCUUCCUUAUGGGGAGUCUCCCGAGGGAGGCAGAGCACAGGCAGACCACUGAAACAGCUGAGGGGUUACUGCCGAGAGAUGGGGUAUUCUAGCAUGCAGGUGACCACUGCUGGCCAAGCCAAGCUGCAGAAGCUUAGUAGAGCUCCUGGUGUUUCAGCUGGAUCUUUCUACCGAAGGUAAGUUAGGUGAGGUAGAGAAGAUACUUUAGGUGGCAGAACUGGGUGUGCAGGUUGGUAAGGCAGAUUGUAAGGAGUGCCCAUAAGGUGCAGAGGUGAACUGAGACAGAAUGGAGCUUUGUGUGUCAGUCUCCAGCUUGGGGUUUUUCUCCGGGAAGUAGUAGAGAAUAGUGUUCUAAAUCAGAGCAGAGAUGUGACCAGCUUUACUUAAAGAAAACAAUGAAAAGGCAUGGUUUCCACUCCUGCAUUUAACUGGAGUAGAGGGGAAAGAAAGAUCAACCAGUACUUACUAUUAUGCACAAUAGCACAGUGGGCACUGUGAAGAGUGUCGGGAGAUAGUAAAUAAUUUAUCGGUCGUUACCGUCCUGUGAGGGGCCCCAAAAGAUCAGCAGCAUUAGCCGGUGCCUGCUGGGGAUGACAGGGAACCUGGGAGGAAGUGUUUGUUCAUUCUAAGCUGAAGUAGUCAAGGAAGGUGUUUUGGGUCAGCAGGGCUGGUUCCUCCUGUGGCCUCCCUGCUUGGCUUGCAGGUGUCCUCCUCUGCGUCUUCAUAGGGUUGGCCCUCUGAUUUUGUUCUGAUCUCUUCAGGAUACUGGUUAUAUUGGGUUAGGGCACAUUUUAACUUAGUUGUCUCAUUUUAGCUGAAUUACCUCCAACUCAGCCCUGAUAGAAGGCUUCCUGGAGGACUUGGAACUUGAGGUGAGCUGGGGAGGAGUUAGGCAUGGCCUAGGACCCCCAGAUCUAGUAACAGAACAAGUAAGGUAGGAAGGGACGGAAUAUCAGAAGCAGGGUGUUAUCACAGGGAGUAGCUAAGGGAAAGAAUUUAAAAAGCAUUGGUAGUUUGAAAGCUGGUUUUAAUAGAAGCUUGGAGUUCAGGUUUUUAAAUUUUUGUAUUUUAGCCUAAUGGAGAGCCAUUGCUAGUACUGGUUUGUUUUUAACCAGAGCACAGGCCCUCUCUGUUCAUUCAGGUCUUAGGUCUCCUCUAAAAAAUUACAACAUGGCCUUUCCUGACCGUCCUCUGCAGCCCACCAGUCUUAAUUCCCAUCAGGGCACUUAGUGCAUGGGAAGUUAUCUUUUUAUCCGUUUGUUUUCCUGUUCAUCAUCUAAUUGAGCUCACUAGAAAGUGGGAUCUUUGUUUGAGCACUCCAUAUUUCAGAUGCAUUUAACCACACCUUGCACAUGAGAAGAGCUUGAUAAAUAAGCUGAAUCAGUAAUAGCAGGACCGACUGUAUGUCAGGCCUGGUCAGAGCUUUGCUUCAGGCAGGUCACUCUAGCAGCAACAUUGAAGGAGGGUUUGGAAGGCAUGACAGGAAGGGUGAAGGCCACGUGGAAAUGGAUUAGUUAGGGUUCUGUAGGAAGAACAGAAACUGACCGGCUGGCUUGAAUUGAAAAAGAAAUUUAUUAUAAAAGCCCAGGGUUGUUCUUAGAGUUUAAGGGAAAGCUAAAAAAAAAAACAUGGGACUGGAAAGUCCAAAACCAGACUGAUUCCAGCAGUCCGUGUAUCAGCACCAGCAGUUGGUCUUCAGGCUGCUACUGAACUGAAUCAUUCGGGCCCCAUUCAUCUGCGGGCUUUGUCAUUGUCUGCAGGACCCAUGUCUGGGGAGGAAGGCUCUCACUGGCCUGGCGUUGGGUGUGUGCCUGCUGCUUCAGACGGUGCCCAGAGCUGCUGGGAGGCUGGAACAGCAGCACAGGCUGUGAUGGGGACUGCUCUGCUGCAGUGUGGGGAAGGCCUGACCUGUGUGAUCCAUGGCAGAGUCCCCCGGAGAAUAUAACCUCGAGCCACAUCACAGGGGGAGGGGACAGAAGAGACAGAUGCAGGUAGUAACCUGACUCUGACUCCUGCGAAGGAUUGGGUCUCCAGGCCUGCCUUUGAAACCUGAGGCAGUGGAUGCUUUCUCUGUGUCUGCACUGUCAACAAGUAUGAUGAUGAGACUGGGCUCAGGGCCACCCUCCUGUCCCCCCUGAAUAGUGAGGUCAGUCUGGGAGAGUGAGGGCCGAAUUCGGAAGGGAGGGCGUGCUUCUGUCCAGAGUCCAAGGCAGGUGCUCUGUGUGUGCAGCUGGGUGAGUGCCUGUGCUGUGCCUGCCUCUCCUUCUGUGUCCAGGUUAGGGUCAUCUGAGCAGUGUCCAGCAUGCCAAAGGCCAGCAUUCCCAGAGUUCAGUGUAGGGUAAUACUGGGGAUGUGAGGAGACAUUUCCCUAUGGGACCAUUAGAAAGUUUCGUGAGCCAGUCCUAGAGAGGCACUUAGCUGUGACACCAGCCCGAGUUUUAUCUUUGAAACCUGAAAAUAGGUAGAUCAUUUUGGCCCCUUUCUUGUCUUUCCUUCCCUCCCUCCCUCGUGCCUUUGUAUUGAGUGGCUUUCUUCACUUUCUUCUGCUUCCGUCCCCAGAAUACUCUGUAUACCAAAAUUGCUACCUUUCCCUCCAUCCCCUCAAAUAUCUUUAUUUCCUACAGCUGAUCCAGCCUUGCUUAAGGAAGAAAAUAGCUAGUUAAAAUAGUUUAUAUUAAGAUAUGGGUACCCCACCCCAAGUGCUUAGUGUACCAGAAGAAUUUGAGGUGAAGGUAUGAAGUAAUUUUCUGGGAUGCAGCUGUAGGUCUGUCUUGUGCUCAUUCUAGGGAAGAAGACUUGUGGCCAAGGUGAGCCUUCAGGAGUUGUUAGGCCUGGGGAAGAUCAGACGAGCACUUCUGACGUGUCUGCAGUAGAAAUGUGGAGAACAGAGCCUUUGGCCUUCUGUAGUUGUCAAGUGGGAGUCUCAGGCCUUCCCUGAUGUCCCCACUAAGCUCGGUACCCCCUCCGCCCCUGGCCAUCUCGAAAGCUUUCUGAAAUCAUUGUCCUCCCAGCACUCUGCAUUUGUCAUCAUAGUGUUGACCAAGGUGGCCAGCUUGCUCACCUCCCUUCACAGCACCCCACUGUGCACAGGGAGGAGAUGGAGAGAGGCGGAAGUAAGGCAUGUGCCAGCCAGGGGUUGUGCCCUUCAGAUGAGGCUCUUGCUGCUGUUGCUUUGCUAGGCCUCCCGGGAAGGUCCCUGUGGUGGAGGGAGUGUUAGCCCCAGUGGUCAUGCAUGGAAACUGGCACCUGGGGAGGCCUCGUGGUCUGCAGAGCGUCCGUACUGCGCUGGCCACAGGUGGUCUGCUUGAAAGACUUCCAUGGAACUGUUGUGUCUCCCUUGACUAUUGGCCAUAAAGAGUCUAUUACUUUGAGAUUUUGGGAAGCAACAUGAAAUAAUUCUGGCAGCAUGGGACAGUGUUUGUGUGGGAGAUCCUAGUGGUCAGCCGGCCAGCUGUGUCAGAGUGUGGCUUCCAGGAGGUUCCUCUCAGCCUGUCCUGCUGUUCAGAGCAAGCCUUUUCUUUCAUGUCCCACCACUUUCCUGUUAGGAGCACCCUGAGUUUUCUGCUGCGGCCACCCUGCCAGCGCUUGUGCCUUGUCAAGCCAGGUGACGGUGAACAGUGGAGAUGGAAGGGGCCAUGGCCAGCAGUGGUGACCUGCGGUUACGCCUGAGGUGCGCCAUCUUCGUCUCCUCCGGGUCUGCGUCUCCCUUUGCAGCCUGUCUGCCACCUGCACACUGGACUGCGCCAACAGAUUACCUUGGCCUAUUCCUGGGCAAGGCUUCCACUCCAGGAGAUAAGCCCCUGCGAUGGAGGGGCUACUCCACUACAUCAACCCAGCGCACGCCAUCUCUCUGCUCAGUGCCCUCAAUGAGGAGCGCCUCAAGGGACAGCUGUGUGACGUGCUCCUGAUUGUCGGGGACCAGAAGUUUCGAGCCCAUAAGAACGUGCUGGCUGCCAGCAGCGAGUACUUUCAGAGCUUAUUCACAAAUAAGGAGAACGAGGCGCAAACCGUCUUUCAGCUUGACUUCUGUGAGCCAGACACUUUUGACAACGUCCUGAACUACAUCUACUCCUCAUCCCUGUUUGUGGAGAAGGGCGGCCUUGCUGCCGUGCAGGAGCUGGGCUACAGCCUGGGCAUCUCCUUCCUGACCAACAUCGUCUCCAAAGCCCCACAGGCCCCCUUCCCGGUGUGUCCCAGUAGGAAGAGAGUGUCUGUGGAUGAGGACGAGGCCGGCUCUCAGAAGCGAAGUGUCAUCGUGUGCCAGAGCAGGAGCGAAGUGCCCGGGAAGGCCGCUGGUCAGAGCCCGGCUGACCUCAGCCCCGCUUCCCGGCUGUCCCCUAGUGUCACUAGCAAGAAUGGCACCAACAAGCCACAUGUCCUGAAGCCGGCAGAACCGCUGCCCAGUCUGUCCUUGCCUGAGAAGAGCUGGGCGAAAGAUGCUCCCAUGGGGUUUGCAAAGUCCCUGGAGCAUCCUGGGCUGUUGGAUGACCCAAGUAGAAGCAAUUUGGUGAAGAGAAACGCAGCACUGCCGUCCAAGCCUCCACAUGACAGAGAGGCUGCGGACGACAGGCCAGGGGUGAGCGGGCAGCUUCCAAAAGGCAAAGCCAUAGAGAUGGCUCUGAAAAGACCACGGCCACCAGUGCUGUCUCUUCGGAGCUCCUCGGAGACACCUUAUCUGUUGAAGGAAGCUGGGAAGGGAGGCGGUCAAGGUGAGGAGAGAAACUUGCUGUACUACUCCAAGCUGGGCUUGGUGGUCCCAUCCAGUGGGUCUGGGUCUGGGUCUGGGUCUGGAAACCAGAGCAUUGACAGAAGCGGCCCUCUGGUGAAGAGCCUCCUCCGACGGUCCCUGUCCAUGGACAGCCAGGUCCCGCCGUACUCCCCCUCCAUAGACCUGAAAUCCCCGCAGGGCUCAGCCACGGCACUCAAGGACGCACCAGGCAGUAUUUUCUGUGCUUUAUCUCAAAAGGCUUCUUUAAAGGACUGUAGUGAAAGAAAAGCAGCCCUGGAUGACCGGCCGCAAGUGCUCCCAGCGCACCGCCUCAGGUCCUUCAGUGCAUCUCAGUCCACAGAGCGGGAGGGCCCCACCCCGGUGACCAAGGUGCGCAUCAAGACCGAGCCCAGCAGCCCCCUGUCUGACCCCUCAGACAUCAUCCGAGUCACCGUGGGCGACGCUGCGGCCGCAGCCGCAGCCACAGCCACGAGAGACCUGCCUCUGAAAACCGAGGAGGACCCGAAGGACAUGAGCAGGCUCCCCGCCAAGAGGAGGUUCCAGGCAGACAGGAGGUCGCCCUUCAAGAAGGCGAAGAUCAGCGAGCAUAGGCCCCCGGCCGCAGAUGGGAACUGCGAGGACGGCCCGAGCCCUCCUCCGCUGGACGGCGAGUUCCCCGAUUCUGACUUGAGCAAAGACGAAUUGGAGCAAGGCAGCCACGAGCGCUUAUGCCGGAACGCCACCGUUUGCCCUUACUGCAGCCUCAGGUUCUUCUCGCCCGCCCUGAAGCAGGAGCAUGAAGACAGGUGUGAGUCCAAGAAGCUGACCUGCCUGGAGUGCAUGCGCACCUUCAAGUCCUCCUUCAGCAUCUGGCGGCACCAGGUGGAGGUGCACAACCAGAACAGCAUGGCCCCCGCUGAGAGCCUCUCCCCGCCCGCGCUCGACCACAAUGGGGAGGGGCCGGCAACUGCCAGGCCCCUGGCCCAGCCCGAGCCCGGCAAGGCGAACCACAUCUCCGCACCGCCCAAGGACGACAACGCGUUCAGUGACUCUUCGGAGCAAGUGAACUUCGACUCGGAGGACUCCUCCUGUCUCCCCGAAGACCUCAGUGUCUCCAAGCAGCUGAAGAUCCAGGUGAAAGAGGAGCCUGCAGAGGAGGCUGAGGAGGAGGCGCCCGAGGCCAGCGUGGCUGCCCGGGACGCGGGCCCCAGCAAGGAGGCCGGGUUGUGGCCCUGCGAGAAGUGCGGAAAGGUGUUCACGGCGCACAGGCAGCUGGAACGGCACCAGGAGCUGCUGUGCUCUGUGAAGCCCUUCAUCUGCCACGUGUGCCACAAGGCCUUCCGCACCAACUUCCGCCUCUGGAGUCACUUCCAGUCCCACAUGUCCCAGGCCGCUGAGGAGCCGGUGGUGGUACAGAAGGAGGCCGAGGUGGGCCUGGGGCCCACAGACUCGCCCUCACCGCCCCCCCUGCCGCCCCCGCCACCCCUGCCCAAGAUUCAGCCCCUGGAGCCUGACAGCCCCACGGGCCUGCCUGAAAACCUGGCCCCGGCCACUGAGAAGCUGUUCGCACCCCAGGAGUCGGACACCCUCUUCUACCAUGCCCCGCCCCUGUCGGCAAUAACCUUCAAGAGACAGUUCAUGUGCAAGCUCUGCCACAGGACUUUCAAGACUGCCUUCAGUCUCUGGAGUCAUGAGCAGACGCACAACUGAGCCCCGCCCCGCCGGGUCCCAAGCUGUGGACCACCUCCCUGGAAACAGAGUAUUUUUGAAAAAGAGUAAUAAAGGCUGGAAAUUGUUAUGCUUGAAUUUAGGCUUCCAUAAAGUGAUAAUGAUUGGAAAUGUCCUCAUGCAACGUGAGAAAUAAACUGAAAUACCGCAGGUCCGCACCUUGCAGCGAGCAGGGGUUCGACUUCAUUACUGUUGGAAUUGGGUGAAACCCCACGAAUUGCAUGGUUCUUCAUUCCAAGGUGUCAGUGUAAUCACUUCAUUGAGGCUUUUGUUUUUUACUCAUUUGUAACUAGUGGAAUGCUAGCAAAGUAUUCCUUCCCUUGGUUAUCUCAGACACCUAAUUCUAGUUAAAUCUUAGCCACGUUCCUAAGACCAAAAAUGUAUCAGAAAGAAGUGGAGUCGUCGCAGUAUUGAUUUAGAUCUUAAAAUACCUUAGCAAUAAAAAAAGGUAAACCUCAACUUUAAUAAAUUAUCCUGACACUUGAUAAAAACAAGUAUUUGGUAUUUUGUGGUCAUGUAGAUCUUUCCUUUUGUAUGAAAACUGUGAGAAAUUUAAAUCAGCAAUAGACACACUUAAAUUUUUCUGAGGUAGCUGACUUGCCCAUGGUCACCCAGUGUAGAGUGGCGGUCACACUGUCAGAAGACGUGGAUGGGAGCAGGUUCACAGGGCCCUGCCUGGCCUUCUCCCACGCUGCUGUCGCCUGCCAUGGGCACGUCCUGACAGCACGCGUGGGCCGUGGGCCACACCGCGUCCAGCCCUGGUUCACACCCACCCAGGAAGGAGUCGGUGUGCAGUGUCCUCUGAUAGAUGAAGACCUGAGUGAGACUGGGACAGAAGAGCCAAAGCUGACGUGCAGCACUCACUUUGGACCUCACGGUCGGCGUGGCAGGGGCGGUGGGGCAGGUGUUGGCACGGGGUGGCCUCUGUGCCCUGAGCACACAGUGCAGGGGACGCCCCGCGGUGCCUCACGUGGUACCCGAGAGUCCCGCCGCCCUCCGGGGUGUGGCUGGGUACCCGGAUGCGUGAGAGCUCUUACUCUGGCCCGUGGCCUUUGAGGGGGUUUUCGUCUUUGAUGUGCAUUGUAAUUAAUUAGAAGAAUUUUAGAAGGUGUUUCCAAAGCUCAGUGGGUAUUUCAAACGGGAAAACUUACUUCGCUUGUGUGGAGAGGGUUAGAUUCAUAAGCAAGAGAAACGCUGAAACUACAGAAUCCUUCAAUAUAGGGACACGAUGAAGACUCCCAGUUUAUACUUUUUUACCAGCUAGUCUUUCAAAUUAAAAUCCACUACUGAGAUUGAGAACUGAUUUUGAAUUCAUGUUCUAGCAGAACUGUACCCGCCAUUCUCAUUACCGGCAUUCCAUAGUAGCGCUAAGAUACUCUUUCUAUUGAAACACAAGGGUUUUUAUAAACUACUAAUUGACUUUGUGUAUUAUAGAAACUAUAUAUGAGAUUUUGCCUUUGAUCCUUCCACUUGAAAAACUAUCAGAAAGCCCAAGAUAUUUUCGUAGUUUCUAUUUUGUUCUUCAAUUUGAUGGAGAAGGGAAAAUAAAAGUAGGUUGCAGUUCCUGAUUCUUGCUCAGUCUUUCUAUUUCUAGAAGAAAUCUAUGCAUUUUGAUGAUGCUGACCUCUCCUGAAGGCAGCAUCAGGAUGGGAGACUGUACCGAGUCCACCCCACCUGUUGCAUGGUGUUUCUUACCCUGAACGCCUGGCAGCGGUCACUUAUCCAAGAGAAGAAUUUCCCUGAGUCGUCACACUGCCAUGGCCAUUAGAGGCUCCAGAAGCCCCAUGACACGUCAUGUCUUGGCAUUGUACGUUCAGUAUCCCAGGACUUGAACCUUUAUGCUACAUUUUUGAAGGUUUUUUAAAUACUUUUAAUCAGUAAAAAAAUAUUUUUGAUCUAAGUAUAGGCUCUGCAUAUCUGUUAGAUUUUAAAAACUACCAGUGUUUUUGUCUUGUUCACAUUUUUGUCUAGGCAAGAAAUAUAAGAUUUCAAAUAAAAUUUUGAACCAAAAACAUUUAUAAAUGCAAUUCUGGUUUUUCUAUUACUUUUUAUACCGUACCUUAAAAGCAUUAGGCUGAAAGAGUUUAUUUUGGUGGUCAAAAAAAAAAAAAAAAAGCUUCCACUCAUGUAACUAUUUUAAAUGUUGAGAAGUAGGAUAAUGAAAGACACCUUAAUUGCUUUUUUAGAAGAAUGUUUAUCUUGGCCAGUAGGCAGAUAUGUGGUGUAAAAUAAAUUGGUCUUUCAUUGUUGCAACUCUUGAAAUAGUAAAGAUAUUCUUGUAAAUGUUUUUCUGAUUGUAAUUAAUUUUUAAAAAGGUAGAAAGUUCACUAUUCCUUGUAAGUAUUCAGGAUGCCUGCUUUUUUAUGCAGUUGUGAAAGAAUGUAAAAUGUUUUAAUAUAUUCUGUUAAUCCGAGAAUGUUGUUAUUUUCUUUAUGUGGUGGAUGGAGGUGUGACAUAAAGUGCGUUUUUUAUCAUUCAAAGUAAGCAAUGGAGGUAACAGAUACUGUAUAUUUUAAUUGUAAUAUUUCAAGAUUAAUAGUAGACUAUUCACCUUUAAAACUAGUAUACAUUUACAGUUUUACCAGAAUGUACAGCAAUUCAGUAACCGCAUUAUUUGCAUUUGUGGGGAGACGGCAUCCUGGGCUUUCUGUUUUGGAAGAGAUCACGUGAGGCCUUAGUGCAGCUCCCCCAGUGGCUGAUUCCUUCUUACCUAAACCCCUGUCACCCUCUUGGUAACAGAGGGAGGAGGCUGGGAGAUGGAAGCAACCGCGCCCUGGCUGGACGGGCAGCUAAGCGCUGGGCAGACCCCUGGCCUUUGCCGCCAGCCCAUGUGUGUACGGCUGUAACCUGGAACUUUAAGAAAGAAAAUACUUGCAUUUUCUUUGUACAAAAAUAAUUAGAUGCCAGUCCUAACAGAUUUCUUUAUAAAUUUCAUCCAGUUAACCAUUACUGGAAUAUUACAAGUCAGUUUGUUGAUUUCUGAUGUCACGUUGAUGUUUUUUGCAGUAAUUGUGAAAUGCAUUAUUGAUUUAAAUAAUGCUGAUACACAUUUAAUAAGUGUUCUUUAACACUGACUUCUAAGCUUCCUUUGUUUUAAAAAUAGGUUUUCCUCUUCUGUGGCGUUAGCACUCUAAGAAGUUGGAUGUGUGAGCGAUGGCAGGGCUCUUCUGGUGGUCUCCAGAAGGCCUCUAGCUGAACUGAAUGGGUGUUGAGCUACUGGAGGAGAAAGACAAGAGAGUUCAUGUUGGGUGUUUUAAAAACUCAUUUCAGAAUCAGGCUUCAGGGAACCGAAGUAUUUUACUGUAAAUCUUUAAAAUAAUAGAAUUGAGCAUUGUUUUGUCAUUUGUUAGUGCUGUCUGGAUUUCCACUUAUUCUUGGUCAAUACUGAGUAUCAAAAGGUGAUAAUUUGUGACUGAUGUUAACCCCAGUGUCUCAUCACCCAUUGAAGAGAUGCUUGUAAGGACCCGAGUUCGAUCCCUGGUACCAAAAAAAAAAAGAUUAAAAAAGGAGAUGCUCAUUGCUCAAAAAACCCAAAUGGAUGGUUUUGCAGUGGUGUCUGCUUUGAUGUGGUAUGCCUCAGCAGAGGAAAUCCUUCAUUUCUUAGGAACAAGCUUUUUUUGGACUGAAAAUUAAUAGUAAAAUAGAAUAAUGUUAGCCCAUUGCUUACUUGUAUCCAAUUCUGUUGUCUGUUCCUUUGCUGAAGUCUUGGCUGAGAAUGAUUGGAGUCAAUAAAUCUGAGCUGUUUUGCUGA
Molecule: messenger RNA, 10995 nt
Organism: Heterocephalus glaber (naked mole-rat)
Lineage: Eukaryota; Metazoa; Chordata; Mammalia; Rodentia; Bathyergidae
Gene: Zbtb21
Product: zinc finger and BTB domain containing 21
Biological process (GO): regulation of transcription by RNA polymerase II; negative regulation of DNA-templated transcription
Cellular component (GO): nucleus
Molecular function (GO): DNA-binding transcription factor activity, RNA polymerase II-specific; protein binding
Source: RefSeq, a predicted model, not a curated record